Molecule: messenger RNA, 1709 nt
Organism: Meriones unguiculatus (Mongolian gerbil)
Lineage: Eukaryota; Metazoa; Chordata; Mammalia; Rodentia; Muridae
Gene: Rwdd3
Product: RWD domain containing 3
Exons: 4
Coding region: 73-876 (267 amino acids)
Biological process (GO): positive regulation of hypoxia-inducible factor-1alpha signaling pathway; positive regulation of protein sumoylation
Molecular function (GO): protein binding
Source: RefSeq, a predicted model, not a curated record
GCCCCCGUGUGGCCGUGGGCCGCUCUGCUCCCAGGGGCGGCGGAAGCGGCUUGGGCUUCUGGGCGCGCGGAUAUGGCGGAGGCUGUGCGGGAGGAGCUCUCAGCGUUGGCCGCAAUUUUCUGCGGGCCCCGCGAGUGGGAGAUGUUGAGCUGUUCAGAGACAGAUGGGGCUGUACUGAAAAUUCACACGACAGCUGAAGGACUUGUGGGUGAGGCCGUGCCCUUAGAGCUGGUGUUCCAUUUACCAGCCGGCUACCCUUCGUGUCUACCCGGGGUCUCGGUCAACUCGGAACAGCUGACCAGGGCCCAGUGUCUUACGGUGAAGGAAAAGUUACUCGACGAAGCCGGGAAGCUUUUGUCAGAACCUAUGGUCCACGAGCUGGUUCUUUGGGUUCAGCAGAAUCUGAGGCUCGUCCUCAGCCGGCCAGAGACUGCAGGCAGCAGUGCGAAGUGUACUUUGCCAGAAAGCACGGCCGGGGAUGACGGAUUGUGGAUAACUCUUUUGCAUUUAGAUCACAUGAGAGCAAGGACUAAAUAUGUCAAAGCUGUGGAGAAGUGGGCUUCCGAGUUAAGGCUGACAGGAAGACUGAUGUUCAUGGGUAAAAUAAUACUGAUUUUACUACAAGGAGACAGAAGCAACAUCAAGGAGUACCUGGUUCUUCAGAAAACCUCCAAAGUAGAUGUGGACUCAAGUGGAAAGAAAUGCAAAGAGAAAAUGAUUAGUGUACUGUCUGAGACAAAAGUACAAACGGAACACAAAAGGUUUCUGGCGUUUGAAGUCAAAGAGUAUUCAACAUUGGAGGAGUUACAAAAGGAAUUUGAAACUGCGGGACUUCGGGAGCUCUUCUCAGAAUGUGUACUCGGGCUGGUAAAAUGAAGUGAAUGACGGGGACCAUGGGUAAAACAGCCGCUCCGUGGCUGACUUCCUGAUGCCUUUGGGGAGGGGCUCGUUGAAGUAGUCACAAGAGAGCAAUCUAAAGUUUCUCUGAAGCAAAAUCAUUCUCAUUUCAGGAAGAAAGCGAGUUCUGUUUUAUGGAAUAUUAAACAUGAAAAGACCCCAUAUAUUCUAAUGUUUGCCAGAAAAGACUAGGUUCAAUAGAUGGGAUUAUCUGAAGGAGAAAUAAACAAACCCACAACGGUAAAUGAGCUGUUGUUUUUCUAUAGACGGUUUGUUUAGAAGUCUGCAAUUUUCAGGCUAAUUUUCUUGUAAUUAAAUGAUUUCUUAAAGUGAUUUGUUUUCAUGUUUACUUUCUCGUGUUUACAUUUUUGGCAUUUAAUCACAAUUCCUCCCCAUUCAGCCUAUUAUGUGUAAUGUUUUACGUUGAAUGUUGAGAAAAGUCUAACACUAAUUUUCUUGGUGCAGUUGCAUAAAUCUUUGGAUUAAAUACAAAGCUAAGAAGUUUUACAGAACACAAGUUGCUGUUUAGGGUUCCAGGAUGACAUUCUAUUCCUAGCUCUAAGACUACAUAAUAUGUUUACAUUACAAUGUUUAAAUUAAAAUUCCUAUUUGAAAAAAAAAAAUUCUGUUUUUACCAGGGAAGUGUAUCCAACAAAGUGAACCUUGUUUGCUGGCUAGGAAAAAAAAAACUCCGGAAGCUAUACAGUUUUCAUUGUGAAAUCUUUCAAAGAAUGAUAAAUAUACUUAUUAUGUUCAAAGGGAGAUAAACUUGCAAAAUAAUUAUCUUUAUUAAAAUUUAUGAUGAAAAGUAA